Ascochyta rabiei is the source of this 1560-nucleotide messenger RNA. RefSeq lists its product as uncharacterized. Gene Ontology annotation, cellular component: nucleus. Gene Ontology annotation, molecular function: DNA binding; protein binding. Gene Ontology annotation, biological process: regulation of DNA damage checkpoint. NCBI's taxonomy places the organism in Eukaryota, Fungi, Ascomycota, Dothideomycetes, Pleosporales, Didymellaceae. The record is from RefSeq and is a predicted model, not a curated record. The transcript has 2 exons. The coding region runs from base 1 to 1560 and encodes 519 amino acids.
AUGGUGCGCCCGAAGAAGGCAGAGGUCAGCGACUAUGAGCGCAAGAGGCAGGAGAACAUAGCGAAAACGCAGGCGCUGCUGCAUAACCUCGAGAUGGAGGCGGCGCAAGCCGGUUUGGGGCCUACAUCGAAAGCCGCAACAUCUGCAAAACCGAAGACGAAAAAAGCAUCAGCAGCGAGAAAGGUCAAGGUGGAGGAUGUAGGCCCCCGACGCACAUCCUCGCGUCUCAAGGGCAUCGAGGCCGACAGCGAAAAAGCGAAGCGCAAGGCAGAGGAAGAGUUCGUCGCUAUCAAAGAGGCCGACCGCGCAAAGCGACAGCGCGUCAGCGGUGCUUUCAACUUCGGCGACAUCACCGUUGUCGGCAAGACUUGGGAUCAGAGCGGGAGCUUCUUGCGCAUCGUUGGACCUGCAAACCCGUACGAACGCACCUUCGACUUCGACGACGCGAACGAGACUACAGACAAGGAUGUGAAGGAGCUGAGAGAGCGGAUGAGCGGGCUGCAGCUCUGGGAAGACUUUGAGCCAAACGAGAUCAAGAUCACGCCUGAGCGAAUCUACGCCAUGGGCCUGCAUCCGACCGAGGAGAAGCCCCUCGUGUUUGCUGGCGACAAACUGGGCAAUCUCGGUAUAUGUGACGCCUCGCAAAAGGCCGCAGAAGUCAAGGUGGAGGACGAUGAAGAUGCCGACACAGAGGGACCGACUAUCACCACGCUCAAACCGCACACACGCACAAUCCACACCUUCCAGUUCAGCCCGCAUGAUUCCAACGCCCUCUACUCUGCCUCGUACGACUCGUCCGUACGGAAGCUCGACCUCGCAAAGGGCGUGGCAGUCGAAGUCUACGGCCCUCAAGACCCCAACGAAGACCAGCCGCUGUCCGGUCUCGAAAUCUCAAAAGACGACGCAAACAUGCUGUACUUCUCCACCCUCGACGGCCGCUUCGGCAUGUACGACAUGCGCACCGAAGUCAUGGACGCACAAAUUUUCCAGCUCUCCGACAAGAAAAUCGGCGGCUUCAGCCUGCAUCCCCAACAACCGCACCUCGUCGCCACCGCAUCGCUCGACCGCACGCUGAAGCUCUGGGACCUGCGCAAGAUUACCGGCAAGGGCGACGAGCGAGGCCCCGCGCUGGUGGGCGAGCACGAGAACCACCUAUCCGUAUCCCACGCAGCGUGGAACUCCGCAGGUCAGGUCGCAACCGCAUCGUACGACGACACAGUCAAGAUCUACGAUUUCGGCAACUGUGCAGCGUGGAAAGCAGGUCACACGCUGACCGAGGCGGAGAUGAAGCCCAGCGUGAUUGUGCCACAUAACAACCAGACUGGGCGGUGGGUUACCAUACUCCGUGCCCAAUGGCAGCAGUUUCCCCGCGACGGCGUGCAACGCUUUUGUAUCGGCAACAUGAACCGCUUCGUCGACAUCUACACGGGCAAGGGCCAGCAAUUGGCACAGCUGGGCGGCGAUGGCAUCACGGCGGUGCCCUCAGUGGCCAAAUUCCACCCUUCGCUCGACUGGGUAGCAGCGGGGACUGCGUCUGGCAAGCUGUGUUUGUGGAUGUAG